AUGAGUGUACAGUUGAAUGUUUCCCCGUCUUUCAUGCCCUUCUCCAAUGAGACUGCCAGUUCGCCAGCUUUCCUUCUCACAGGAUUUCCUGGGCUAGAAAGUUUACACAUCUGGAUUUCCAUCCCCAUCUGCUCCAUGUACCUCAUGGCCAUCGCGGGGAACUGCACCAUCCUCUUCAUCAUCCGGACGGACCAAGCCCUCCAUGAACCCAUGUACUACUUCCUCUCCAUGCUGGCACUCUCGGACCUGGGCUUGUCCUCCGUCACUUUGCCCACCAUGCUGAGUGUUCUUUGGUUCAACCACCGUGUGAUCGAUUUCAACGCCUGCCUUAUUCAGAUGUACUUCAUCCAUACUUUCUCCAUCAUGGAGUCGGGCAUUUUGAUCUCCAUGGCCUUCGAUCGCUUGGUGGCCAUCCGGAAUCCUCUGAGAUACACGACCAUCUUGACUGAUGAUACCAUAAUCCGGAUUGGGCUGGGGGUCGCCAUCCGGGCUGCCUUGCUCGUCUUUCCAACUGCCUUCCUCCUGAAGAGGCUGCAAUACGGAAGGGUAAAUUUGCUUUCGUAUCCUUUUUGUUUGCACCAAGAUAUUCUGAAGGUGGUGCGUUCAGAUAGGAAGAUCAGCAGCAUCUACGGUUUGAUGGUGGUGAUCUCUUCCAUGGUGCUUGACUCUAUAUUGCUUGUUUUGUCUUAUAUGAUGAUCCUCAAAACCGUGUUAAGCAUUGCCUCCAAGGAAGAGCGCCUCCGGGCCCUGAACACAUGCAUUUCCCACAUCUGUGCUGUCCUCACUUUCUACAUCCCAAUGAUUGGUCUCUCUAUGAUCCACCGAUACGGGGAAAAUGCUCCGCCCGUUGUUCACAUCCUCAUGGCCAACGUCUACCUUCUGGUGCCGCCACUGAUGAACCCCAUUGUGUAUAGUGUGAAAACCAAACAAAUUCGGACACGGAUAGUGAGAAGGUUCCAGAAGGGUAAACAGUCAACUGGAACGUCUUAG
Elgaria multicarinata webbii is the source of this 990-nucleotide messenger RNA. RefSeq names its product olfactory receptor 51G2-like. Gene Ontology annotation, cellular component: plasma membrane. Gene Ontology annotation, biological process: G protein-coupled receptor signaling pathway. The record is from RefSeq and is a predicted model, not a curated record. The transcript is spliced from 2 exons. Gene Ontology annotation, molecular function: olfactory receptor activity; G protein-coupled receptor activity. Lineage: Eukaryota; Metazoa; Chordata; Lepidosauria; Squamata; Anguidae. Bases 1 to 990 code for a protein of 329 amino acids.